Messenger RNA from Echinops telfairi (small Madagascar hedgehog), 3516 nucleotides. RefSeq names its product N-alpha-acetyltransferase 50, NatE catalytic subunit (gene NAA50). The record is from RefSeq and is a predicted model, not a curated record. Gene Ontology annotation, cellular component: NatA complex. Lineage: Eukaryota; Metazoa; Chordata; Mammalia; Afrosoricida; Tenrecidae. The transcript is spliced from 5 exons. Gene Ontology annotation, molecular function: acyltransferase activity, transferring groups other than amino-acyl groups. Gene Ontology annotation, biological process: mitotic sister chromatid cohesion. The coding region runs from base 237 to 746 and encodes 169 amino acids.
CGGGAGCCGAGCGCUCCGUGUGCACGUGUGGAAAGCAGCGGCCCCAGCGCGGCGGCGGGAGAAACCCCCGCCCCCUCCGGAGACACAGGCCCGCGCUCGACUCUCGGUCCCCGGCUCGAGCUCCCUGCGCCGGGCGAGGAGGCCGGCUGGUCGGGCUUGAGUGGCCGAGCUCUGGGCGGCGACGGCGGCGGCGGCGCUGAGAUCGGUGGUAAAGACGGCCUCAGCAGGCGGGGAAGAUGAAAGGUAGCCGGAUCGAGCUGGGAGAUGUGACUCCACACAAUAUUAAACAGUUGAAGAGAUUAAAUCAGGUCAUCUUUCCAGUCAGCUACAAUGACAAGUUCUACAAGGAUGUGCUGGAGGUUGGCGAGCUAGCAAAACUUGCGUAUUUCAAUGAUAUUGCGGUUGGUGCUGUGUGCUGCAGGGUGGAUCAUUCACAGAAUCAGAAGAGACUUUACAUCAUGACACUAGGAUGUCUGGCACCUUACCGAAGGCUAGGAAUAGGAACUAAAAUGCUAAAUCAUGUCUUAAACAUCUGUGAAAAAGAUGGCACUUUUGAUAACAUCUAUCUGCAUGUCCAGAUCAGCAAUGAGUCAGCAAUCGACUUCUACAGAAAGUUUGGCUUUGAGAUUAUUGAGACAAAGAAGAACUACUAUAAGAGGAUAGAGCCCGCAGAUGCACAUGUGCUCCAGAAAAGCCUCAAAAUCCCUUCUGGCCAGAGCGCAGACGUGCAAAAGAUAGACAACUGAACGCGGGACAAACGGACUUUCUUGCACUUGCUUGUCGCCAAAUAAAAGAGAGGCCCGUUGAUUCCCCCCUUUCUUUGCAGGCUUCCCCUCCUCCUCAUUCUUGUGACUCUUCUCCUCCUUUCCUCUCCUCUACAAGAUUUCAGACUUUCAAGGACUUCAAAAAUCAUGUUUGGAGAGUUUUUGUUCUCUGACUUUUGUGAGAUGGUUUGACUGAAAGAAGGACACAGUAGAGUAGAGCUGUUACGUUUCCCAGUUCAGUUGUUAGGGUCCCAAGACUUGGUGUGUUCACUAAUUUCGGAACUUUUAGCAGAUUUUUAAAUGCCCUGCUUUCACAUUGAAGGGCAGAGCCUACAAAGUACGCGUUUCAUGGAGGAAGAGCAGCAGCAGCAGCAGCAGCGUGUUCUAAUUCAGACAGUUGAGUGUGUGGUACUUUGGGUUUUCAAAGACUGGGGCGCCAUCCUGAGACAUUGCCUUCGCUCCACCUCAGUCCUUCUGAGCUCUGUCUCCGGAAUUGGACCCUUGUGGGCCUUGUAAGAAAUACUCAGCUGAUUUGUUGUGGGUUUGGUUUUGUUUUUUCUUUUUUGAAGCAGUCCUUUCCUCUCUUCCUGCUGGUGGGUGGUUAAGGGUGGGUGGGGCAGUUUGGGUGGGUCGUGUUCUAUAUUUUGGUCUCAGUAUUUGAGGUGAAUGGCUUUCUGCUAAUGAGUGGGCUGCGUGGUAGCAGGUUCAUUUCCCCUGCUGCGGAUCGUUACUAGUGGCAUUAACUGUGAGUGUGUGGGCUGUGGAGAUUAAUUUUUUUAAUAUCCCAGCUAGACAUAAGGCCUUUACCUGCUUUCAGAGGUUUGUUGUGAUUUCCAUUUUGGCUCUGGUCCUUUGACUUCAGUAAGCCCAACAAUAGUUGUCCAACCUUAGAGAUAGAGUGGAUGCUCCCAGGUCGCUGCCCUCCAACCAACCUGAAGCAGGUGUCCUCACGAGCACAGUUAAAGUACCCGAAAGGAACCGCUUGUGGCCUUUGUGGUACAGGAAGCGCACUGAAUGUGGCUGCACAGGUGGCUCAGCCUGUAGCCAUUAAGGUCUGACAGUACAAAGGCAGGAAUAUCUAGACAGUGUUUGGGGAAAUAGCAUAGCUGUGCUGUAACGGGUCUGUCGGAGGACAUCCAGAUUUGUUUCCACGCUGUGCCUGCAACAUCGCGCACAAGGAUUUGGAAAGGGGGCAGUGGUUUGAAUAUAUAAUGCUUCUCUUCUUGGGAAGACACACGUCUAGAAGUGUUAAUGCACAUGUCACUGUGACCUGCUCUAUUGACCAGAAUGAUUGAUACCAGAUUCUUUUCUGGUGUAUAGGAAAUGGAUUUGACGGGUUGAUAACUUGUAAUUGGGAGACAGCUGAAAGUUUCAUCGUCCAAUCUCUAAUAUUUAUAAUUUUUUAUAUUGCCAAUAGUGAUAGCCCAGCAAGAUGUUCUCAUUGGACUGAAACACUGCACAGGGCUAGAAUUUUCUGUCUUUUGACUUUAAAAUAAGUCUCAUCUCUGCAAACAUGUUAAAUGACAAAAAGAUUUGGUAUAAUGUUUUUGCACUUGUAAUCUUAAAUUCUUACUGGAGAAAAUGUGAACGAACAAUAGACUUCAACAGUCUUACUGAGUGCCAAGACUAAUAGAGAGAAUUGACAAGUGUGUAUGGAGGGGGUCUAAUCUUAAGAUAGUAAAACUAUGGGAAGAGCACACCGGUUUCUUGAGUAUUGGUUCUUAAGCAGUCCAAAUGUCAACAGAGAGAUUUAGUAUAAAGUACCUUUAAUGGUAAAUUCUGAUGGCUCUUACCAAGAGAAGAGUGCGUUGAGUUUCAGAAAGCAUCGUUUGUUUGAAGAAAAAUUUAACAUUUUUCUAAAAAUCCCAGUAGCAAAACAGAGAUUUUGACAUGUAAAUUAAUUUCUGUGAUGACACUGCCUGUUUCUAUAACCAUUUCAAUUGGAGUAUCUAAUCAGUCCAGUGAAUUUAUCCCUACAUGUGGUUAUUGAAAACAAUAACUGUCACACGGCAGUGAAGUACAUGUUAUUUCAACAGGGGAGGGACAUAACUAAAUGUUGAAUCGAGGAUGUGGAAUUUCUUUCCCCGCUCAAGUUAGUAGCUUAAACUACAUUGCAAAGGUUUGUAGAGAGUGAAUCCUCCUACAUCUAGCUUGUAUUAAAUUGUACUAUCCAUUCAUGGAGGUGGAAGUGGAGGAGAACCUAGGUAGCAGCAGCUCAGCCCUAGCUCGUAUGGCCGUGAGUCAGUCAGUAAAUACUGAAAUAAUGUCCCAUGUUGUUUAUUUGGAUGUAUGAAAAAAAACUUGUUUGCGGUAAGAGAAUUCUGUUAACUUUAAACUCACAGUCCUGCCCAUCAUAUUUUUCAGGAUAGACCUCUUUUACUGUGGGUAAAUAGGGAACAAUCAUUCUGGGAGUGGGAGGGGGGAUACUGAUGGUUUUGCGUUUAGGGUCUAAAAGAAUCUGCAGAGAAAUCUAUGCAAAAAAUAAUUUGCUCCCAUUCAUUUUCAUUAGGGGAAAGAAGUUCUGAAAUUUCCUCAGAGCAAUUCACUCCUCCACUGAAAGUCCUCUGAAAAACAGAACUUCUGGGAAACCAUGGUGUGUGUUGGUGAAAAAGAAAAGCUCCCUCAGUUUUUUGGAGGGAAUAACUUUUAAAAUACUUAAAUGGCUAAGUUUACUUGGUGCAGUCAAGAAUUAAACUUGUCAAUUUUAACAUUGCUGUUAUAUCUGAAAUAAACUUACGUGAUGUUCUGGUAA